Salvelinus namaycush (lake trout) is the source of this 1410-nucleotide messenger RNA. Its product is annotated as dynein heavy chain-like. The record is from RefSeq and is a predicted model, not a curated record. The transcript has 2 exons. Bases 1 to 1410 code for a protein of 469 amino acids. Lineage: Eukaryota; Metazoa; Chordata; Actinopteri; Salmoniformes; Salmonidae.
AUGGUACUGCCUGACGUGGACUUGGACUACACAGUGAACUACACAGUGGACUACACAGUGGACUACACAGUGAACUACACAGUGGACUACACAGUGGACUACACAGUGGACUACACAGUGAACUACACAGUGGACUACACAGUGGACCAAACAGUGGACCAAACAGUGGACUACACAGUGGACUACACAGUGGACUACACAGUGGACUACACAGUGGACCAAACAGUGGACUACACAGUGGACCAAACAGUGGACUACACCGUGGACUACACCGUGAACUACACCGUGGACUACACAGUGGACUACACCGUGGACUACACCGUGGACUACACAGUGGACUACACAGUGGACUACACCGUGGACUACACCGUGGACUACACAGUGGACUACACAGUGGACUACACCGUGGACUACACAGUGGACUACACAGUGGACUACACAGUGGACUACACAGUGGACCAAACAGUGGACCACACCGUGGACUACACCGUGGACUACACCGUGGACUACACAGUGGACUACACAGUGGACCAAACAGUGGACUACACAGUGAACUACACAGUGAACUACACAGUGGACCAAACAGUGGACUACACAGUGGACUACACAGUGAACUACACAGUGGACCAAACAGUGGACCAAACAGUGGACUACACAGUGAACUAUACAGUGAACUACACAGUGGACUACACAGUGGACUACACAGUGAACUACACAGUGGACUACACAGUGGACUACACAGUGGACUACACAGUGAACUACACAGUGAACUACACAGUGAACCAAACGGUGGACUACACAGUGAACUACACAGUGAACUACACAGUGAACCAAACAGUGGACUACACAGUGGACUACACAGUGGACUACACAGUGGACUACACAGUGGACUACACCAUGGACUACACCGUGGACUACACAGUGAACCAAACAGUGAACCAAACAGUGGACUACACAGUGGACUACACCGUGGACUACACAGUGGACCACACAGUGGACUACACAGUGGACUACACAGUGGACCACACAGUGGACUACACAGUGGACCACACAGUGGACCACACAGUGGACCACACAGUGGACUACACAGUGGACCACACAGUGAACCAAACAGUGGACUACACAGUGGACUACACCGUGGACUACACAGUGGACCACACAGUGGACUACACAGUGAACUACACAGUGAACCAAACAGUGGACUACACAGUGGACUACACCGUGGACUACACAGUGGACCACACAGUGGACCACACAGUGGACCACACAGUGAACUACACAGUGAACCACACAGUGAACUACACAGUGAACCAAACAGUGGACUACACAGUGGACUACACCGUGGACCACACAGUGGACCACACAGUGGACUACACAGUGGACUACACAGGCAGUAGAGCACUUAAAUAA